Exophiala dermatitidis NIH/UT8656 is the source of this 753-nucleotide messenger RNA. RefSeq lists its product as uncharacterized. NCBI's taxonomy places the organism in Eukaryota, Fungi, Ascomycota, Eurotiomycetes, Chaetothyriales, Herpotrichiellaceae. The coding region runs from base 1 to 753 and encodes 250 amino acids. The transcript has 2 exons. The record is from RefSeq and is a predicted model, not a curated record.
AUGGCUGAUAAGAAGAUUGACGAUAUUCACUUGCUCAUGUACAAUUUGUGGCAGUCCACUAAUACAAAGACUGAUUACAAUGCUUUGGCCGCUCUCUAUCCUGGCGUACAAGUCUCCGCGCUUGUACAGCGCGUCUCGAGGGCCCGACGCCGAAUAGAGGCGUCGGAAGCCUACCGCCAACAGGCGGCGGGGCGGGCCGGCGCUGGCGCUGCCAAUCCGGCGUUGCCGGUGAGGGGCGCCAGAAAGCGCAAGGCGGCUUCCUCGGGCGGGCAAAAGGCCCCCAAGCCGUCUGCGCCCAACCAGGCCGGCCCUGUUGCAGCCAAGGUGGAGGAAGAAGAUGAAGAGGCCGAUGACGAUGACGAUGAUGAUGAUGUCGAGGAACCUGCCCCGAAGCGACCAGCCCGCCGCCGCAGAGUUGACGACAGCGCCAUGACCUCAGACGAUGAGAUCGACGCCAUCCUCACUGCCAACAAGGCCAGAACGGGCAGUGAUGAUGAAGCUGACAAUGGUGCCGAACACGCCGCAAAGCGUGUCAAGAAGGACAAGAAAUCUCCCGUUUGGCCAAGGGGUGCAAAUGUGCACCAACGAGCACUACAGAACAUACCAUGGUCUGAUGACGAUCCUGCUGAUGAAGAUGAUGAUGGUGAUGGUGACCAUGAUGAUGAUGAUGAUGAUGAUAGUGAUGAUGAUGCUGGCAGCAUCCACCAUGAGGAAGAGCCUGCUCGCCCAGACAGCCGUUGCAACCCAUCUUGA